AUUUUAAUGAGUUUGAGUUAACAAUUAAAAGAAGAAGAAUAAGUAGAAGUGGCUAUCUAACCUAUCUAGCCAAUUUCUACUAUUCCUCUUCGUAGAAAAAAUAAAAAAAGACAAAUUCUCAAUCCAACUUAAAACACUGGACAUUGGAGCUAAUAAGAGCAUUAAACUUAUUUAGACUUUCUAUAAUAACAUAAAGAAAUUAUGGAAUCUUAAGAUUAAAAGAAAAGUAACAAAAUAUUCAAGUAAAUGAGUGAUAUAAUUGGAAGUCGCAGUCCUUCAUAAUGUAGGUAUAACAUAAUCAAUUUAUCAAAUUAGAUCACAUCAUCAAAAAUUCAAUCCAUUCAUUCAUUAAGUAAAGAAAAGAUAAAAAGGAGCAGGUAGAAAGAAAAAAGAUAAUCAAACAACCUAACCAAUCUAACAUUUCUAUCCUUUCUAUUCAUAACCUAUUAUAUCUCAACAUUAAUUAGACUUUCCAUUAUUUUAACCAACAUACCCUGAAGAAAUUCUUUAUCCAUAACCAAUUACAUCAGAUAGAAGUCUCCUUUAUAACAAUUUUGGUUUCCUACCAUCAUUUUCUAUCAAUUUCAAUUACUACAAUGAUUUGAUAGUAAACUAGUCAAUGUACUAAACUGAUAAAGAGAAUUAAUUUGAAGAUUAGUGA
Paramecium sonneborni is the source of this 661-nucleotide messenger RNA. The record is from the annotation of a GenBank genome assembly. Lineage: Eukaryota; Ciliophora; Oligohymenophorea; Peniculida; Parameciidae.